AUGAAUUUGAAGGACAUCGACACACACGCUGAGCGGCGCUGGUCAGAGCUCGUGCCCCCGCACAGCGCCCUCACUUUCGCCGCCAUCUGGGACCCCGAAGAAGGCAUGGUCACCUUCUCGGGCGCGCACCUUCUGGACCCGCCCGUCGACAAAGGCCGGAUCGACUCCCCGUACGACGUCUCGCCCGACAGCCAGUCGCAGGUGCUCACGAUCGACCGCUUCGCCAUGGCCGCUGGGUACGCCCACCCGUCCGCGGGUCUUGACUCAUUCGCGUACGCGCGCGACGCGCUUGUAGACGCCGAAACGGCGAUGGAUUCGCGCUCGUGCCUCGGUCUCGCUAGCAACGCCGGCGGUCUCCGCGUGCCCCCAGGAAUCCAUACCGCUCCCGACAGCCCCGCAGCAGCGUCUUCGAUGGCUCUAGCCUCUUUAAUCAACGCUCCGUUCCGGAAGAGCCUCGUGAAGGAGCUCGUCGAGCGCGGCAAGCAGGCGUACCAUCUGCGCUCGCGGAGGCCAGAUGCCCAGGUGCCGAUAGAGGACGACGACGAGACGGUCGGGCCAUACCAGGUCAGCCCGUACGACCUGAAGUACAUGGACCACCCUCCUCCAACGAGGAUGCGGGCGAGGAGACCGCGGACGGCCGAGAGCGAUAAGACGGCAGUAACGGACGAGGGGUUCUUCGAGGACAAUCGCCUGACGCGCGGCACGUGCGGAACCGCGCCCGUGCUCGUAGACGUCAACCUCUCCUCCGCAUUCUCCGUGACCACCACCUCGACAUCGCGGUAUGUCGAGAUCGACCACCCGCGCUCCGACGACGACGGCCAGCCCACGCCGCGCACGCUGCGCGAAUGCGACGGUGCUGCGAGCCAGCACGAGUCAACAUGGACUACAUUACGCGACGUGCAGCGCGACAUCUGCUUCAACGUCCCGCUCGAGGUCGGUCGGCGGCUGAAGAAGCCGCGGUCGCAGCAACCCUCGCAGCCGAGUUCGCACGUUGCCUCGACGUCCUCAUCCCCUCUCCCUCCCCUGCCGCCGCCGUCCCCGUCCUCACCCGCGCCGCCCUCAGAAGUGCUUGCGCGUCGGUAUUACAACCACUACCCGCACCCGGCGACGCAGUCGCACCCACCCAGCGCAUUGCGCAUGCUCGCCGACUCGAGCGACACUGCAAGCACAAGCGGGCGCCGGAACAGCCUCCGGCGGACAAAGGAGCUCCUCCACCGUGUCGUCAGCUGCAAUAAAGGGAAAGAAGAUGACCGCUGGGUAUGCGUCGAGGUCCAGCACAAGGUCAAGCAGCGCGUGUGCGUCGUGAGCCUCUAGCUUGCCCUCACCCACACACGCCCUCCUCCGCCGCCGCCCCUCGCCGUGGCCCCGGACCGUCCGCGCACACAGGUGCGGGGACCGAGGACCGGGGGAUCCUCGGGUGGGGCGGGUGUUGGGCGGGCGCGCGGCGCUGGCGGCGUGUAUGUGCGCGUGUGUAUGUCUCUGGGACAGUUCUUAUUUCCGUUGUCGAAGAAGCGUCAAACAAGCGGGGCGCCCCCGCGUAUAUGGCAGGCGGAUCGGCGGGCUCUCGCGCACGCGUGCCCGCACCACGCCCCUUGUAGGGUGCAGGUGCGCACGCCACCUGCCCCGCGCGCGCGCAUCCCGCGUCUUCCCCGCUUUCGCCGUCUUCCCCGCGUGCGCCCCCAUUCGAACGCUGCCCGCUCCACGGCGUGUACACAGUGUCCACGAGAUCGGCGAUCUCGCUCUCACGUUCCUUAUUGCCGUCCCCUUUCCCGCUUUUGCCUCUCUGCCUGUCGUCCUCGCGCCUGUACCGUUAUUUUUUCCGCCUCGGUCUCUGUGUUUUUCCUCGGUAUGCUGUACUUGUAUCCGUAGCACGCGCUCGAUGUCCCGUCUCUGAGCGAAACCACCCGCAACCCCCUCCCCAAUCCCAACUUUGAUGAUAGCCAUAUAGCUAUACAUACAGGCCGUAGUAGUACGGCCGAACUCCACCUACC
This is a messenger RNA of Trametes versicolor FP-101664 SS1, 1991 nucleotides long. RefSeq lists its product as uncharacterized. The transcript has 2 exons. NCBI's taxonomy places the organism in Eukaryota, Fungi, Basidiomycota, Agaricomycetes, Polyporales, Polyporaceae. The coding region runs from base 1 to 1314 and encodes 437 amino acids. The record is from RefSeq and is a predicted model, not a curated record.